Messenger RNA from Suillus paluster, 1440 nucleotides. RefSeq names its product acyl-CoA dehydrogenase/oxidase. The record is from RefSeq and is a predicted model, not a curated record. Lineage: Eukaryota; Fungi; Basidiomycota; Agaricomycetes; Boletales; Suillaceae. The transcript has 13 exons. Gene Ontology annotation, molecular function: flavin adenine dinucleotide binding; oxidoreductase activity, acting on the CH-CH group of donors. Bases 37 to 1368 code for a protein of 443 amino acids.
UCCGAAUGUUUCUCGCAUACUCUCAACUAUCACGCAAUGGCACCUCACCCUGUGGUGGAAUUAACCUCGGAAGCAUCCUGGAAUCUCAUUGAGGACAAGUUCACUCCCUAUGGGAAAGAAACACUCGCGAAGCUCGUACACUUCCUUCAGGAUGAGAUUCUUCCUUCUAUGAAACUCGCGCAUGCGCAGGUUCCUAAAGACUCUGUGCAGCGGUGGAAGACGGUGGUUCCCGUAAUCGAAGAGCUGAAGGUGAAAGCACGUAAGCUCGGGCUGUGGAACCUCUUCCUGAGCAAGACGCACUACCCUGAACAUGGGGUUCCAUUAACUAACGUCGAGUAUGCGGUUAUGGCUGAGAUUCUCGGACGCGGAGGACACAUAGCUUCUGAGGCGGUAAACUGCUCGGCCCCAGAUACCGGGAACAUGGGUUCUCCAGAGCAGCAGAAGAAGUGGCUUGUUCCUCUGCUCAAUGGCGAAAUCCGGUCCGCUUUUGCGAUGACUGAGCGGUUUGUGUCUUCCUCGGAUGCCCGUAACAUCAAGACCUCUAUCAAGAGGGAAGGCGAUGAGAUUGUUAUAAAUGGUCACAAGUGGUGGAUAUCGGGUGCGGGCGAUCCGCGUACUAAACUCCAUCUCGUCAUGGGAAAGAGCGACCCGGACAAUGCGAAUGGGUAUCUGCAACAAAGUGUGGUCAUUGUACCUGCAGAUGCGCCUGGCGUCAAGAUCAUUCGGCCCAUGGAAGUAUUUGGGUAUGAUGAUGCGCCUGAGGGACACUGUGAGAUCAUCUACGAAAAUGUGAGAGUGCCCAUGAGCAACAUGGUGCUUGGCUGGGGACGAGGAUUUGAGAUUAUUCAAGGCCGUUUAGGUCCGGGACGUAUUCACCAUUGUAUGCGCUCAAUAGGUGCAGCAUCGCGGGCUCUGGAUCUUAUGAUCCAGCGCGUCACCGAUCCUACUCGAAAGACUUUUGACAAGUUUCUUUAUCAGCAUGGUACGGUGGUAGCCGAAAUCGCGCGGUCUCGGGCUGAGAUCGAGUCUGCACGCCUUCUUGUCCUGAGCGCAGCCCUCCAAAUCGACAAACAACGGGCCAAGGGUGCGCUGAAGGAAAUCGGCAUUGCCAAGUUUGUCGUGCCUGCGAUGGCUUGUGGAGUGGUCGAUCGCGCUAUCCAAGCAUAUGGUGCCGAGGGCUUAAGCCAAGACCAAGAACUUGCGAGCAUGUUUGCUGGACUGCGGACGCUGCGGUUGGCGGAUGUUCAUAUUCAACAGGUGGGGCAACGUGAAUUGAAGCGUGCACCGGGGCUGCAUAAACGUGCUGCGGAAUUGAAGGAAAAGGAAUUUUCUGUACUGUCUAAGGCAGGCAUCAAGGCUCAUCUCUGACGAGUUUAUUUUUUCUGGACACAUGUACAUUAUUUUGGAAAGUCUUCGAGUGGUUGACCUCGAGUUUGAGUA